UUUUCCUUCUUCCUUCCUUUCUUUUCCAGCGCGUCUCUCGCUGAAGUCAUUCUCCGUUUCGUGCGCGGCGGCAACCAAGGACAGGAGAGCAUCAGCAGGGAGAGAGAAAGGUGCCUCCUCUCCUCUCCUCUCCUCUCUGCUCUACUCUCUUUUCUCCUCGCCAUUGCGCUCAUUGUGUCGCUGCUGAAUCGCUCGUCAGCGCGGACGCUCCUGUGACCGGAGGCUGCUGGAAGAAGAAGCGGACGGACACAAACACGGACAAACCUAUGCGUGGAUUUCGGCUCUUUUUCCCUUCGCCAAUGCAAACGGAAAUAUGCAGCGAAGCCUCACCUUGCUCUACACCAGUUUACUGGGGAUAUGCUUGGGUUCGGGCUCAAGUUUCCCAAGUAACAUCAACAUAGGAGGAUUGUUCCCCAACGUCUCGCACGAAUAUGAGGUGUUUCGCUUCGCCCUCUCUCACCACCAGGACAUCCCCAAACUGGUGUCGCAUGUGGAUAUGGUCAUAAUGGGAAAUAGCUUCUCCAUGACAUACGCCUUUUGCUCCCAGUUCUCCAAAGGUGUGUACGCCAUCAUCGGCCUCUAUGACAGGAAGACUGUAAACAUGCUCAUGUCGUUCUGCGGCGCGCUGCAUGUCUGCUUCGUCACGCCAUCCUUCCCCAUUGAGACCGCUAACCAGUUUGUCAUCCAGUUGAGGCCUGAACUCCAGGACGCCCUGGUGGGAGUCAUCGAGCACUAUGGGUGGAACAAGUUCGUCUACAUGUACAGCUCUGACUCAGGGCUGUCGGUGCUGCAGAAGGUUCUGGACACAGCGGCGGAGAAGAACUGGCUGGUGACCUCGGUCAACGUGGAGAGCAUGACGGGGGACUCCUUCUUGAAAGUGUUCAAGGAUCUGGACAAGUGGAAGGAGGGGAAUAUCAUCAUUGAUUGUGAGACCGAGAGACUCACUGGCAUUCUCAAAGAGAUUGUAGAACAGGGAAAGAACGCAAAGAGCUUCCACUACAUCCUCGCCAACCUGGGUUUCCUAGACAUUGACCUGACAGACCUGAGGAAAGGCGGUGCCAACAUCACUGGCUUUCAGCUGGUUAACAACUCCGAGCCGAGCGUGAGCCGCAUCGUCCAGCAGUGGAUGGAGUUUGACAACAAAGACUCCAAAAUGCCCAAAACUGGACUCAAAUACAUGGGCGCGCUGACAUAUGACGGGGUGAAAGUCAUGUCCACAGCCUUCCAGUAUCUGAGGAGACAGAGGAUAGAUAUCUCUCGCCGUGGCAAUGCUGGAGAGUGUCUCGCCAACCCGCCAGCCCCUUGGGGACAGGGCAUAGACAUCCAGAGAGCCUUGCAGCAGGUUCAAAUUGACGGGUUGACUGGUCACAUACAGUUCAACGAGAAGGGUCGCAGAACCAACUAUACUGUCAGUGUCAUGGAACUGGCCCCAUCUGGACCCAAGAAGGUUGGCUACUGGAAUGAAGAUGAGAAGUAUGUGAGCACAGCGAGCCUCUCCAGGGUCAACAACGACACACACGGACUGUUGAACAGGACAUAUAUAGUCACCACUAUUUUGGAGUCUCCCUAUGUGAUGCUAAAGAAUAACCACGAACUGCUCGUGGGAAAUGAUAAGUACGAAGGCUACAUUGUAGAGUUGGCUGCAGAGAUAGCAAAGCACGUGGGCUACCAAUACAAGCUUAAGAUUGUUUCCGAUGGCAAAUACGGAGCCAAAGAUCCUGAAACCCAGAAGUGGAAUGGCAUGGUUGGAGAACUGGUCUAUGAUAAAGCAGAUCUGGCUGUCGCUCCACUUACUAUCACUCUUGUCCGUGAAGAGGUGAUAGACUUCUCCAAGCCCUUCAUGUCUCUGGGUAUUUCUAUCAUGAUCAAGAAACCCACAAAGUCCAAGCCUGGUGUGUUUUCCUUCCUGGACCCUCUGGCUUACGAGAUUUGGAUGUGCAUCGUGUUCGCCUACAUCGGCGUCAGCGUCGUCCUCUUCCUCGUCAGUCGAUUCAGCCCUUACGAGUGGCACGCCGAAGACUACGAGGAGGGAGCCGAGCCUCAGACUCCCACGCAAGCGGCGGCCUCCAACGGCGUGCAGCCGAGCCAGACGCCAAUUCAGCAGAAUGCCAACCAGCAGAGUCCAGAACAGACCAAUGAGUUUGGCAUCUUCAAUUCUCUUUGGUUUUCGCUCGGCGCCUUCAUGCAGCAGGGUUGCGAUAUCUCACCACGCUCUCUGUCUGGUCGCAUUGUCGGUGGCGUCUGGUGGUUCUUCACCCUGAUCAUCAUCUCCUCCUAUACGGCCAACCUGGCUGCCUUCCUGACCGUAGAGAGGAUGGUGUCUCCUAUAGAGAGCGCUGAGGACCUGGCUAAGCAGACGGAGAUCGCCUAUGGAACGUUAGAUGCCGGUUCGACAAAAGAGUUCUUCAAGAGGUCAAAGAUCGCUGUGUUUGAGAAGAUGUGGUCCUACAUGAAGUCGGCUGACCCAUCAGUGUUUGUCAAAACGACGGACGAGGGAGUGAUGAGGGUCAGGAAAUCCAAAGGCAAGUACGCCUACUUGCUGGAGUCCACGAUGAACGAGUACAUCGAGCAGAGGAAGCCAUGUGACACGAUGAAGGUGGGAGGAAACCUGGACUCAAAAGGUUAUGGGAUUGCCACGCCCAAGCGCUCCCUUCUAAGAAUCCCAGUAAACCUAGCGGUGUUGAAACUGAAUGAGCAAGCCAUCUUAGACAAACUGAAAAACAAAUGGUGGUACGAUAAAGGCGAGUGUGGCAGCAACGACGCCGCAAGAAAGGACAAGACAAGUGCUCUGAGCCUCAGCAAUGUGGCAGGAGUCUUCUACAUCCUGAUCGGAGGCCUGGGCCUGGCCAUGCUGGUGGCACUGGUGGAGUUCUGCUACAAGUCCCGGACCGAGUCGCGCCGAAUGAAGCAGUCCAUCAACGAUGCCAUGCGCUGCUCCACCUUGACCAGGAUGAGUGGUAACGGGAGCGGAGGAGAGAACGGACGGAUCCUCACCCACGACUUCCCCAAGACGGUUCAGACGCUGCCCUGUAUGAGCCACACCGCCAGCAUGGGACUGGGAACCUCCGGCAUGUGAUCACCAUCUCGUCCCGCUGGGGUCGACGGGACCGUCAGGGUUAGGGGGGUGGGAAGGGUCAGAACGGGAGCACUAAAAAUCCUGGCUGUCUGGUUUUAGACCAACCUACUCUCCUGGCUGUCAAUGUGCUUGACUUAAAAAAGAAAGAAGAAGAAAAAAAUAAUAAUUAAGACUUGAACUUACUGCCAAAAUGCACUCUCCAAACCGCUCCCAAAUAAACUAUGAACAGCAACUCCACAUUUUUUAAUAAAUGGAUGUUUAAAAAAAAAAAGAACAAAAUAAAUGUGCUGCAAUAAAAAAAAAAAAAAAGCUGUCAACGGAGUGUGAUUUUGACAUUUUUUACAGUGUCCAUCUGUGUGGGAAAAAAAAAAAAACAACAAAAAAACCGAAAACUUAUUCUUCAGUGUGACGACUGCGCUGUGCCAUUUUGAUGGCCUUUGUCUCCGUGUGCAAUACUCAAACCUCCACUCAUGGCCGGACGCUUUCCAACCGGCCGGCGGGAUGCGUCUUUGCACGGAUCGGACGCAGGAGGGGACGAACACUUGUGACUGCUCUGAUAUUGUUUUUGGGGACAUUUGACCUUCCCGUUCACUCCCUUUUUCACAAACACUCCAUUUUUGAAGAGCAGAUUGCUUCGUGAAGCCGUUUUUAUGACAAAGUGUUAUGGUUUACACUGUUGUGAUAGCAUAGAGCCUCGAUGGAGAAGGUCCGAGUUCUGGCCCAGUGAAGAUGACUGUUGAGGGGACUCAGCAGUUGACCUGGCUUCAAUGAACAAGCGUUGCUGCUACACCUCAUUUCACUCCUAUUUGCCUUGUCUUGCUACUGUAUGAUCAUUUGCCCCAAAUACACACAGACACAACGUCAGGCGAAAGUAUUCACCCCCCCCACCCUGACAUUUUUUGUGUUUUCCUACCUCACAACCUGGAAUUAAAAUGGAUUACUUUAAGAAAUGCAUCGUUUUGCUUACAUGACAUGCCUACAACUUUGAACACCUUCCCCACUGGGAUUUUUGCCCCAUUCCUCAAGGCAAAUUUGCUCCAGCUCCUUCAACUUCGGUAGUUCUCAAUUGGAUUUAGUUUGAGGCUUUGACUAGGCCAUUCCAAUACGUUUACACGUUUCCUCUUAAAUCUUACUACUGUUGCUUUGGCGUAAUGCUUUGUGUCAAAGAUCGUGGUUUCCUUCUUACCUUCUUCCAUGCAGUCGAGGAGUCUCCCUCGUGCCUUUAGGCAAACUUAAAACGGCAGCAGUGUGAGGAGUUCACCUGUGGGUUGCUGGUCUGAAUCUGUGCUCUGAUUGCCUCAGUUUUUUGUGUCUUUGGCCAAGACACUUCACCCACCUCGCCUGUUGGUGGCGGUCAGACUUAAAUUCAUUACGAAUGUCACUUCUGAAUUGGUCACGCCUUUUAGAGGCUUCGUCGCAAAAGGAGUGAACAGAUGUGCACAAGCCAAUUAUCGGUUUUUAUUUUAAGAAUCAGUUUUAAAAUUAAUAUAAAACAUUUAAAUACAGGUUGUAAAGUAACAAAACACAAAAUAAAUGCCAAGAGUGGUGAAUGCUUUUGCCGCAAACUCCACUCCCGUUGCUUCGUGGUCGUAGUUUGGGCGGUUUGUGGUUAAAUUGACGGGAGUCUAGAAGGAAAAAAAAGAGUUUUCGGCUACGUCGAGCACAGAGGGACCUCACACUGUAUUCUACUGUUGUAAAAUUCACAGCAUAUCCUGUAUAAAGCGGACUGAGAACAUCUUCCUCGUAUUAUUGUGCCCUCAUUGUUCAGCCACUCCCGGCGUAUUUUCAGCUGUCUGCAGUUCUAAUGAAAUUGGCAGCAUGCACGGUUUAUUGAGACGGGCAUAUCCCCUGCAGAUUGUGCGUGGCCUAUAAAAGGAAGGUUGGCCUCAUCUGUCUUGCCGUCGGUAGCUAAUAGUGGAAAGAGGCGGAAUUGACAUAGUUUGAAUGACUGACUGACUGUUUCUGUGGGGGGAGAGGUAAAGCAUUUUGGAAUCACUGUGUGAAGAAAAGAAAACAUGGAUCUACGUUAGAGGACGGCAGUGUUAACAGGCAUCUGAGGCUGGGGGAAGAAAAUUCAAUACUUUGCACCUCGAGUCUCUGUUAGAUAUUUUUGCACUUGUUGGUUUAGUUCAUACACUCAAUGUUAAAUUAUCAACACUUACUGUACCAACCUAAAAUGCUCUCAUUCUGUUCUCAGCUGUACAGAUCACCUUGUGUUUGUAUCACAGUCUGUUUUGCUUUUUGUUUUUUUGUUUUUCCGUCUGGGCUUUACGGUUUCUUCUUGUUGCACUUCACAAAUUCGGCUCAACAGUUUGAAUUCAACGCGUUUACACGCAGAAUGAUAUAUUUCUAGGGUUUCUGUUGGUUUAAAUGAGCGCGGAUUACAGCUACCGAAAACCUAGUUCAAAGUUCAACUUCCAACACUUGAGUUAGGUCACUUUGUGUGGACUGAAUCUUUUUAAAUUGUUUCAAAGUUUCGAUUUUUGUUGUCGUCGGUUUUGCAUCGAACGCUCAAUUCAAAAGCAACGUUUUAAUAAUAUUCUCAUUUGCUCACACUGAGCACUCGAGAAAAAGUCAGAUAUUAAUGAGGAUUAUGUUUUGCUAGCUGGAACGAUCUGAUCAUUUUAGAUGUCUGCACCUUUUUUUUCUAUUAUUGGCAGUGGGCAGAGUAGAAGGUGUGAUCACAGCUUUCCUUGGGGCAGCAUCUCAUCUGAAAUGCGCUGACAGUUGUUGAGCCGUUUCCCUUUAGAUCACUGUCAGUCAAAUUUUAAAAGCAGACAUGGAUACAGCUUUCAUAAAUAUGUCUAAAUAUAAAGGGCAGCAAUGUUGGGUUUUUUUGUUGGUUUUUUUUUUUUUGCAUUUUGUAAUGUCUCUUGGUACGUUUUGAUGGAUCUCCCCAUGGUCAUCCUCUCACGAUGCAAGAGCCUUAACAUUUGCUGAAGUACAAGCUCAUAAAUUACAUCGAUGCCCCAAGCACGGCCUCCCAGGUAAAUCUCUGUAUGUAACGUAGCAUUUUUAUGCCUCAUUAGGUUUACUUCCUGUUCAUGAAUAAUGUUGAGAAUCCACUUGAAAAAGCGAGCUUCGUCCAAGUGAUGUUUUCGUACAAAUAUUUGUUUUUGGACCAAAAACAAAUAUUUGGGGAUCUUAAAUGAGAUUAUUUCAGUCAGUGCUACUAUGGGUAAGAUAUUGGGCAAUGUAAGAUUAUUUAAGACCACAGGACAAAAAAUGUUACUUCUGCUGAUAUUCUAAUUAUUACAGUUCUCCUAUAGAGUGAUACAGAUGCAAAAAGUUGAAGUUAGCUAGUUAGGUUGGCCAUCUGCUUGGGUGAAAGUUGACUGCUAAGCAAGGAUGCUACUCAUAGCUUAUAAAUAUAGAUAUUCACUUCAAAAUCCUUCAAACUUUUACUUUUGUCAAAAAAGUAAGGCUACAAAUAUGUUUCUCUACAAAAGCUGGGGGAAUAAUAUGAGCUUUGUCUCUGCAUUUCCAUCCUUCUUUUGUUCUUUUUUACUCUGUUCAGCUUACUGCAACGUUAUUUAUCUGCGCUGUAUUUAGGUAUUAAUCAAGUAUGAGGAAAUUCUUAAAGAAGCGAAAGCGGGGAUAAUAGAUCGAUUAAACCGCGCCGUCAUCACUCCGACUCGGCAUCUAUGAGCUUAAAAGUGAGAAGUGUGUGAUUUCUAUUCCUCUUGAGGUGACUGAAAGGUUACCUGGAAUGGGAGUUUUUCUGCUGCUGGAAACCCCAGGUGAGCCUUAGUUUAUGAACCGCACAUUCGAAUUGACCUCUCAUUUCAAAGGCCAGGCGCCCGUGUGAAGGCAGCGCGCCUCGAAUGCGUGAGUGAGUUUCAUUUUCACGGCUUUUGCUGAAAAAAAAAAAACGAGAAAAAUAACACGGUACCAAAAUCUAGUGUAUGACUUACUCUGGGCUACAUAAGUGGGCAGUCGGAGUUUACCCAAGUCAUACAUGUCUGCUAGUGUUCUGUAUAUAAAAGGAUUUUUCUCUUUACCAGUGAAAAAUGUUUGUUCUCUCUGAAGUCAUACGUCAGCGUGCCAGAAUUAGUUCACAGCAGAACCUUUUUUCUUUCCUCCUUCGUCCGUCUUCUUUUCAUUUUUAGGGUGUCAAUAGUACACAGCACAGCUCUCUUCAGAAGAGGCGAUAUGUUUUAUAAACCAUUAAAUAAAGGAUUUGUAAAAAAGAAGAAAAAAAUGAAACAAAUGAUCAAAAACAGACUGUGUUUUCACUGUAAAGGCGUUGGGAUACUAGCAAAGUGGCACUUUGAAAAGUAUUUAAAGAACAUAAUAUACACACACACUGCUGUUGAAUAAUCUGUAGAUGCUAAUGAUGUUUAAAUCCAGGUUUCUGGUUGAUUUCGAUUUAUUUUUUUUUUCUGUUUUCAGAAAGGCACUUCCUGACGGUAUUUUAAGUGCUUUAAAUGUAACGAUGUGGAUAUUUCUUUUUGUGUUUGUUGUAGUCAUUUUUACAGUGUUUUACUACUGGGAUCUACAGUUUGUUCACCAGACAUGGAAUUAUUUUAGGGGGUUUUUUUCAGUUAUUUUUAUUCUUUUUUUUUUUCGCUUUGUUUUGUUUUUAAACUUUGAAAAGUUUUCACUGAGCUUAUUUAAAACAGUGGUGAAUAACUUGGUAAAUAGUUUAAAAUAUAUGUAUAAGAGAAUAGAACUAUUAUGGGUCAGAUUUUUGAGAAAUAAACAUUUUUUCUAACCAAAGUGUCCUGGAACAAAGUCAUGCUUUUGUAACUGAAUAAAGGAAUAACCACG
This is a messenger RNA of Poeciliopsis prolifica (blackstripe livebearer), 7846 nucleotides long. RefSeq names its product glutamate receptor, ionotropic, AMPA 1a (gene gria1a). The record is from RefSeq and is a predicted model, not a curated record. NCBI's taxonomy places the organism in Eukaryota, Metazoa, Chordata, Actinopteri, Cyprinodontiformes, Poeciliidae. The transcript is spliced from 16 exons. Gene Ontology annotation, cellular component: postsynaptic membrane; plasma membrane; AMPA glutamate receptor complex. Gene Ontology annotation, biological process: modulation of chemical synaptic transmission; synaptic transmission, glutamatergic. Bases 314 to 3076 code for a protein of 920 amino acids. Gene Ontology annotation, molecular function: AMPA glutamate receptor activity; transmitter-gated monoatomic ion channel activity involved in regulation of postsynaptic membrane potential.